AUGCGCGACCCGUGCCGCGUGCAGGAGCGUGACCGCCUGGUGGAGGAGGCCUACCAGCGCAAGAUGGGCACCGCGGCGCAGCUGGCCCGCACGGACGCCUACAUGCGGCGCCACACCCUCAGCCACCAGGCCCUGGUUGACCCCACAAGCAGGUGCCCCCAGUACCCGAGCCAGGUGGUGAGGGUGGUGCCCAACAGCUUCGGCCUGGGGGGAGCAGAUCCGGCCGUCAUCAGCAUGGUGGCCGAUCGUCUGGGCAGUGCGGGCGCCGUGGACCUGUCAUCCACGCCGCUGCUGCCCUCCAGGCACCGCGCCGCCGCCACGGGCGCCCAGUCAGCGGCCCAAGCUGAGGCGGCCAGGGCUUCAGCGCGCGCGGCGGCCGGCAGCGGCAGCGACGGCGACGCGUCGCCCCGGGGCGACGACGGGGGUCCCGCCGGGAUCGGGGAGGGGUCGCCAGCCAGUGGGGACGACGCGGGCGAUGGCGACGGCGACGGCAGCCGUGGGCGCGGCUCUUGGAAGGCGUUGAGCAUGCGCAAGCCCAGCAGGUUUGAGGAGGAGCGUCUGGCGGCGUCGAAAGCGCGGCACACGGAGCGCGUCAAGCGGGAUCGGCCGCAACAGCCGGCGGCAGGGGCGGGGCCCGGAUCCGCCUCGGCGGCCGCGCCACACAGCGGUGCGUCGCCGUCGCCUGCGCCUGUGCCUGGCGGGGUGUCUUUCGUGGCGUCGCCCCCCGAGGUUGUGUUUGAGGACGCAGUGGCGGGCAGGACGCGGCGCGCUGAGGUGGCGCUGGUCAAUGCGGGGCCGGUCAAGGGCGCCAUCCGGCUGCUGGACGUGCCAGGGGAGGUGGCUGACACCCUGGAGGCCACCCUGCCACCCCCGGGCGCCCUGGCCCCAGGGUCAGGCUGCACCCUGACCCUAGAAAUAACGCCAAAGGUGGAGGCUGACGUCACCGCCACCCUGCAGCUGCUGACCCCCACCGGCCGCCUGCUGCUGCCUGUUCGCCUCCUCGCGCGCCGCGCGCUGCCGACGCUCAGCCCUGAUGGCGUGGUGGAGGUUGGUGUGCGGGGCGGCGGCGUGAUGGUGGCGGCGCGGGCGGAGCGGACCAUCACCAUCAGUAAUGCGGGCGCCUUGGACGUGACCUACGACAUAAAGGUGGACGGGCCCCUUGGGGAGGCCGGGGUGGUGUCUGAGGGCAGUGACGACAAGGCCACAGGCGCACGAACAGGCACCACGUCCGCAGGCGGUCAGGCGGGCAGCGACACCGCGGCGUUGGCGCGCGCGCCGCCCAGUGUCAGCGUGGCGGGCUUCACGCUGCGGGGCACGCGGGGCGUGGUGCCGGGCUAUGGGCAGGUGGCGUUCCAGGUGCAGUUCGCGCCGCGAGUGCCAGGCCCCGUGGAGGUGCCGCUGUCGGUGCGCUUCGCCGCGCCCGCAAACCGCGCUCUCGCGGUCCCCGCGGCGCGGCUGGUGCUGGCGGGUGUGGGGCGGGAGCUGCCGGUGUCUACGGAGCAUGACGUCAUUGACUUCAAGUGA
Messenger RNA from Monoraphidium neglectum, 1524 nucleotides. RefSeq lists its product as hypothetical. The transcript is spliced from 7 exons. The record is from RefSeq and is a predicted model, not a curated record. Lineage: Eukaryota; Viridiplantae; Chlorophyta; Chlorophyceae; Sphaeropleales; Selenastraceae. Bases 1 to 1524 code for a protein of 507 amino acids.